This is a messenger RNA of Hibiscus syriacus, 996 nucleotides long. RefSeq lists its product as uncharacterized. Lineage: Eukaryota; Viridiplantae; Streptophyta; Magnoliopsida; Malvales; Malvaceae. The record is from RefSeq and is a predicted model, not a curated record. The coding region runs from base 1 to 996 and encodes 331 amino acids. The transcript has a single exon.
AUGUUUUCUCGUUCUCUACUGCUAACGCUCGCGAUAAUCUUAAGAAAAUGGGAACCUAGCCUUCAAAAUUUGAGUUUUGAUCUUUCAAGCUUACCUAUAUGGGUUCAUCUCUACAAUGUUCCCCUUGAGCUAUUCUCUAGAUUAGGACUCAGUUACAUAGGUAGUGCUAUCGGAAUUCCUCUUUCUAUGGAUACAGUUACUGCUUCUAAAACAUGCCUUGAAUACACCAAACUCUGUAUAGAAAUAAGAGCAAAAGAUACCAUCCCUGAACAAGUUAAAGUGGAGUUAAAGGAUGGAGUAAAGGUUCCAAUAAUGGUUAAAGUUCCAUGGAUGCCAGCUCGGUGCAAUUUCUGCAAAAUUUUUGGUCAUAAUGACAAGGGAUGUACGCAGUCGAAAAAUCAUGAUGCUACUAAAACUCAAUAUUGGAGGAAAAAGGAGAAAUCCUCGUGUGCUGACUCUGACCCUACUGUUGGGGGUAUUGAAACGCUUCAAGAGAACCCAUCACUCUCAUCGGAUAAAUCCAAAGAAGUAACUUCAACUGUUGUGGAACAUCUUAAAGGAAGAAAAGAACAAUACGAUGACCAACAAGAUCACUCUGUCUCAGCUGUAAAUGGUUCUCAAGCCAUUGCUAACGAUCAAAAUAAGGAAAAUACAGAGCAGUUUAAGAUUCCCCAAGACAACAUAGACUCUAAUGUGGAAACAUCCAAGAUAAUAUGUGAAGCUUCCUCUAUCAUUCCAACAAAAGGGCGAGGUAGGUCUCCCAAAGAAAAACUAAAAACUGAUAUUUCAGCCUCUACAAACAGAUUCCAGAUACUCAAUGAUUCUGAGGAUUUUCCUGCUGCAUUUGUGGAAAUCCAAAAGAAACCCCGAGCAGCUUCGAAAGGAGUUGUUGCAUUAGUUAAGGAGCUCAAGUCGAAAAAGAAAGAAAAACAAGAAAAGUCAAAAUGUGCUGAAGGUAGUGGAGGUGGUGACAAACCAGUAACCCCACCACAAUGA